This is a messenger RNA of Amoebophrya sp. A120, 2169 nucleotides long. The record is from the annotation of a GenBank genome assembly. Lineage: Eukaryota; Dinophyceae; Syndiniales; Amoebophryaceae.
CAGUAGAUCUUGCUGAGAAAGAAUCUCAUGGAUCCAUUAGCUUUUGAACUUUAGUAAUCAUAUCUUAUCAUGAUCGUCUUUCUCUUUUUGUUUUUGGUCCUUCAUUUUUGCCCCUUGCGACAUCAGCCAUUUUAUCUCUAUUCUACUCAGCGACACCGACAUCCAGACGCUCACGCUUGUUUAAGAAAAUAGAUUUCGAAAAUCUAUUUUUUUGCCAGACGCUACCAAGAACAUACGGUAGUUCUGGUUCAAACCUGUAUAUUUCGAGUGCAAAUAAAGCACAAAACACCAAAAUGCCCAUAAUUGACCAGGACGAGGAGUUUUCCCUCGACAAGCUCCAGCUCGCCGACGGAGUCAAGGCGAACGCGGCAUACACGCUCUAUGAGUCUCUGGGAAGCAGAUUCACAAUUCCCAAAGUGACCCGAGAGAAUCGCUUCACCGGGGUGCGCGCGCUGCCGGAGUUUGAUAGUAGAACAAGAAGGGUGAAGCCGGAUAGUGAUCUUUCAUCUUUAGUAGAUAAAAGCUCCACCAUCACAAGUAGCGACACUUGCUCCUACACCUCUUGGGCCAAGCAAUGUUUGGAGAAAAUCGGAGUGUACCGGUUGCCCGACGAGGGGACGACAUCACGGCCGCAGAACAAAAAAGCAAAAUCAGAGCACGCCGAUAAAAACUUGUCAGAGAUCGAGCAUCUGUCGUUACAGAUCGGGAACAUGCGGGAAUUUUACAAAAACUGGAGAAGCCACCCGGAUUACGAAGAGAAUCGAAAAAAUUGCAGAGAGGGGAUGAACAAAAGCCCCUUGCACGAUGACGACGAUACGAAGUUUCGUCCUCUGAUACAAGCCGCAGAAAAUCAUCUGCAGUGCGUGUACAACGACCAAAAAUGUGAGGGAAAGAAUAACGAUGAAGCCUGUUCUUGCGAGGUUCUGUUUAUUUCCUACCGAACCCGGGGCAUCGGGCUCGACGGGAAAAAGACCUAUUUGAACCACUGGCACACGGACUUCGACUGCUUCAAGGACAGAUGGAAUAACGAUCCAACUUCGGAUUGCAACAACGGAGAAGAGGUGCUAGAAGAGUUUCUUCUUUCCUGGCUGCCACUGUGGCACCGGCGUGCGGGGGAGAAGCUGGCGGACGAGAAACGUCGUGGUAAUGAUAAUGAAGCUGCAGCGUCUCCGUUGAAUUUACUUCGAAGGGAUAGCACCGCUGCUUGUUCUUCCACGCGUACGCCAUCGACUGUUGCAGGGGAAGAUGAAGAGGUGCCAGAAGAUGAACCUUUAUUCUCCUCGUUCCCUCACUCGUCAGCACCCGCUGCAGUCGAGCAACUACAAGCUUCACAACAAGUCCCCGCCCGCGACGUGAUCCGGCGCGCAGCAUCGCCGGAGGAAUACGAAAAUUAUCUGAAGAAGUUCCGGUUGAUACUGAACCAGGCCGAACAUGACGUGUGCAACCUGUGGUUCACGCUGUGUCACGACCAGAAAGCGGUGGCGAGCUCGUUGUGCGUGCAAUCCAAGAGGAUUUGGGCGGAUAAGGAGCAGGACCAACGGCUGCUGGACGAAUAUUUUUCGGAACAGGUGCAAGGUCUGAUAGAGAAACAGGCAGCGCAGGAGGUAGAAGUUCUUGCAGAUGAUAGUUCUGCAGCUGAACAACUAGGACGAGGAACAGAAGUAAAGCGGCCACAAGAACUUCUACAUGGAGCAGAAGGAGAAAGCGAUGCUGAAGACGAUUCUGAUGUGGUUGUUGUUCCUGAUGAGUUUGAUAAUACCAAAAAGGUCCCGAUCAAAGACACGGACCUGAUUUGUUGCCUGCAAUCAAGAUGUAAGGAAACGAACAAACCGCAGGAGGUCGCUGUGAUGUUUAAAUCGAUGCAUCAUUCGCACCGGAGCUGUGACCUGCACUAUGAGCCUGAGUUUUUCCAGAACAUGGACCGCGGAAAAGAAGGCCCAACUGAAGAUAACGUCGUGCAGAGGAAUAACUUUGAAGCGAGGUUUCUGAUUUUGCAUCGGAGUGGGUUACAAGACCUGUUUGAUUUUGGUACGGAGCUUCUGAGAAAAUAUUUCUGAAAGUCAAAUACAAAUUGGAAAAAGCAUAUAGAAGAAGCGACAUGUUGAGCUCUGAACAACAAAUAUAGCGACAUCAGUUCAUCGAAAGAGUAAAAGUGAGAAAAGUGCGUAU